Platichthys flesus (European flounder) is the source of this 1281-nucleotide messenger RNA. RefSeq names its product epithelial membrane protein 2-like. The record is from RefSeq and is a predicted model, not a curated record. Bases 135 to 623 code for a protein of 162 amino acids. The transcript is spliced from 5 exons. NCBI's taxonomy places the organism in Eukaryota, Metazoa, Chordata, Actinopteri, Pleuronectiformes, Pleuronectidae. Gene Ontology annotation, cellular component: plasma membrane.
AGGGCAGAAGUGGGCGGGGCCGCUCGCUCCUGGUGCUUGUGCAUUUAGACGCUGGGUUUGAAACCAGUGUCCCUGAGUGAAGGAGGAAUUACACUUUGAAGACACAGCCGGACCACAGUCACCACACAGUCAUCAUGCUGAUCCUCCUCGCUGGCAUCUUUGCCGUUCACAUCAUUGGCAUCGUCCUCCUCCUGGUGGCUACUAUCGACAAUGCCUGGUGGAUGACUGACACCAUGGCCACCGACGUGUGGGGCCGGUGGCUCCUGCAAGGUGGCAAAUGGAACUUCACCGAUCUUCCCGUAGGAUCACACUACCCACAAGAUUACCUCCAGGCAGUACAGGCCAGCUCCAUCCUCGCCUGCAUCUUCUCCAUCCUGGGCAUCUUCGUGUUCGUGGCUCAGCUCUUCACCCUGGACAAAGGGAAGAGGUUCACCAUCUCCGGCGUCUUCCAGUUCCUCGCCUGCCUGUGCAUCAUGAUCGCUGCCUCCAUCUACACAGACCGCUUCCACCUGGACGAGCAGGACGGCUGGUACGGCCACUGCUUCAUCCUGGCGUGGAUCUCCUUCGCGCUCACGCUCAUCUCCUCCAUCACUUACUUUGUGCUACGCAAGAAGACGGCAUGAGAAGGACACUGGAGCCCCCCCCCCCCCCCCCAACCGGCCCCUGCUCCUCUUGGCCGGAUCGACUCCUUCAGCUGAAAUCUGGGUUUCGUUCGAUUUUUGCAGAUUUGAGCUGCGGGUGUAAAUCCAGCUGCAGACGGAACAGACGUGUGGAUCCUCUCAGAUUCACACCAGGUGUUUUACUGAGUCUGUUCCAGAUAAUCAGGAUUUUGUUUCAAUUUGAGAGUUGGAGCCGGUUUUUCCUUGUGGGCGUCUGAGGAUCGAGAAUAUUAUUUUUGUAGUUAUCUGAACAAAAAAAGGCCUUUGAUGUUUAUAAGAUGAUAAAUUAAAAUCUAACAUUGUGUCUGGCUUGCAUCAGAAGCCAGAGAGUGAAAUCUGUGGUCUUUCUUUUUUUAGUAAUGUACAUUUAUAUAUGGAUACGACUGCUGGAUAAAGAGACGCGACUUUAAGAUUUUAGCAUCUUGUUUUUGUUUUUCUUUGGAUAUUAUAUUGUUCGUACUGUUACCUGCUCUGUUCUGACUUUGUAUAACGUGCCACUAGUUCACAAACCACACGAUGCUCGGUGAAUCUGUGUUGGUUCCAUCUCCAUGUCACGUGCUGAUCUGUGUGUAUCCUCACCGUGAAACUAUGCAAUGACAUAAAGUGAAAAAACCCAAAAUGA